Molecule: messenger RNA, 1129 nt
Organism: Epinephelus moara (kelp grouper)
Lineage: Eukaryota; Metazoa; Chordata; Actinopteri; Perciformes; Serranidae
Gene: mrpl16
Product: mitochondrial ribosomal protein L16
Exons: 5
Coding region: 170-946 (258 amino acids)
Biological process (GO): mitochondrial translation
Cellular component (GO): mitochondrial large ribosomal subunit; ribosome
Molecular function (GO): structural constituent of ribosome; rRNA binding
Source: RefSeq, a predicted model, not a curated record
AGUGUGUCUUCUUCUGGCGGAAGUAAAGAAGAAAACAGCAAUGGCAGCGACCUUGUACAGAGCAUGGUGUUCAUAACAGUUUUAUGAGUAAACCUCUUUAAAAUGCUCGUGUAUGGACCCCACGAAGUGACAGCUCGGUGUUUGUAGUGUCUCAUUAAACGUUUACAUCAUGUUUUCCUUAGUGAAGGCUGCUGUCGGUGGACUGACCGGUAUCUGUAGAGCCAACGGUCACCAGCAAGGUCUUUUAUACAGCCACUUGAAAGUCCUCGCUGCUGGCCUGAAGACACAUGACAUUCCUCCAGACUACAGUGGUGUGGUGCUGCCAGAGAAGCCCAAACUUAAGUUUUUAGACAAGGUGCCCAAUGUUGUAAAGGCCAGGAAAGAGAUGAAGAGGCUACGGGAUAUCCAAGGCCCAGAGACAGUAGCAACUUCAUUCUCCUCAGGACAAUACGCUAUUGUGGCCUUGGGAGGGGGCUACCUUCAUUGGGGUCACAUGGAGAUGAUGCGUCUCACCAUCAACCGCAAGAUGGAUUCCCAGACUACAUUCGCCCGCUGGCGCAUCCGUGCCCCUUAUAAGCCCAUCACACGUAAAGGUCUGGGUCAGCGCAUGGGUGGGGGCAAGGGUGCCAUCGACCACUAUGUGACACCUGUCCGUUACGGUCGUCUUAUUGUGGAGGUGGGAGGAAAAGUGGAGCUGGGGGAGGUUGAGCCCAUCCUGACUGAGGUGGCAAAGAAACUACCCUUCCGUGCCAAGGUGGUGACCAGAGAGAGCCUGGCAGCCAUGAAACAGAAGCAGCGUGAAAGGGAGCAAAACAACCAGAAUCCCUGGACCUUUAAGGAGAUAGUGCAAGGAAACAUGCUGGGUAUCAGGAAGGUGCUCAGCCCCCUCGAGCUUCACAACCACGGACGCUUCAGCGGCAAAUUUCACAACAAGUCAAGGGUGUGACGGACCUUAGGGACAGAUCGAUACAGUGUCAUCCAAACCACACCAUUGAAGAGGCAACCAAAAUAUUCAGUCACAUUUGGGAGUCUUGUUUCAUUUUUGUUUUUCUACACAAACGCAUCAGUGAAUUGGACAGUUUGUUGUUUUGCUGCUUAAAAAAACGAAUAAACUAGAUUGUGUAUUUCA